Messenger RNA from Thamnophis elegans (Western terrestrial garter snake), 552 nucleotides. RefSeq names its product zona pellucida sperm-binding protein 3-like. Gene Ontology annotation, cellular component: extracellular matrix. Gene Ontology annotation, molecular function: acrosin binding. NCBI's taxonomy places the organism in Eukaryota, Metazoa, Chordata, Lepidosauria, Squamata, Natricidae. Gene Ontology annotation, biological process: binding of sperm to zona pellucida; egg coat formation; positive regulation of acrosome reaction. The record is from RefSeq and is a predicted model, not a curated record. The transcript has 3 exons. Bases 96 to 521 code for a protein of 141 amino acids.
CUACAGAAGAGCCAGUGACUAAAUUGAUCCAAAAUGCUGAACCUAAAGUCUUCUCUCCUAGAGAGGGUCUGUUUCCCAGUUCUUGGCAACCCAUCAUGGUGCAGUGUGGAGAAGAUGAAAUGAUGAUUCAGGUUCAUCGUGAUCUCUUUCAGACAGGCCACUUUAUCCAAGCAAAGGAUCUCAGCAUUUGGCCACAAGCCUGCCAUUACUCUAUUGUUAAUCAGUCUGCUACCUUGAUUAUCUUCAAAGUGGAACUCCAUGAGUGUAUCCAGAACUUGCAGGUACUUGAUUUCAUGCUCUAUAAUGUUAGCUUGUACUAUAAGCCGGAGUCUGCAAGCAACUUGACAACUAUUAAGAGUGCAGAAGAGUUCCCCAUUGCUUGCCACUACUCAUGGAAAAAUGAUGUGAGCAGUAAUGCCAUCCAGACCACCUGGGUACCUUUUACUUCAGCAACGUUUGAGAAAGAAAAGCAGUACUUUUCCUUGCGUCUGAUGACAGGCAAGUUAGAUUCCAUAUUUUAGGUGAACACCUUGGGGAAAAUGUUUUAAUUUG